UUUCCACGUGUCCCACAACAUGGCAGCCCGCAGUUUCUUAUAGUCAGAAGUGAAUUGCCCUUAAGCAAAUAUUAUUUGUCAGAGCUGUAAAAGCAGAAGUGAAGAACAUGACAGAUGUUGGUGACAUCCCAGUGGUAGGUUCUCCAUCACUGAAAGAGGAGAAGACAUCUGACCCCAAAGAAUAUGGGGUGAAAACAGAUGAACCCAAAGCUGAAGGUGGAGGAGAAGAAGCAGCUUCUUCCGACCCUAAUAAUCUGUACCGCUACGUCCAAGCGGACCUCUUCACCUCUGAGAUCUUCAAAGUGGAGAUCCAGAACCUUCCCAAAUUCAUCGGUUUCAACGACCUGAAGAAGUUCCUGGAGAAGCAUCGCCUUAACCCGCACAAGAUCAAACUGUUCGGGAAGCAGACGUUUGCCUUCGUCACCUUCAAGAACGAAGAGGAGAGGGACAAGGCCAUGAAGAUGGUGCACGGCAUGCAGUGGAAGGGCCGGGUGCUUAGUGUGCGCCUGGCCAAGCCCAAGGCGGACCCUAUGCUCAGGAAGAGGGGGCGGGAUGAGGCCGGGAGUGCCGGGCAGCCCCCCUCCAAGCGGCAGGAGGCAGAGGAGGACGAGGCGCCGCUCAGCAUACAGAUUGCCAACGUGGUGACGCCCCUGUGGAAUGUGCCUUAUGAGGAGCAGCUGAGGAGGAAGGAGCAGGAGGUGGAGGGGGUGCUGCAGAGACUGGCCAGAGAAAUAGGCAACACCAACAAAGCGAUGCUGCCCUGGCUGUUUGUGCAGAAGGAGAAGUACAAGAGAAUGUGUUGCCCUCUGGAAGAAAUUCGCCCAUCUCCGUCACAGGUUGAAUACAGGAACAAGUGUGAGUUUGUCAUUGGUAUUGGAGCGAAUGAAGAGGAUAAGACCAUAGGCUUCAGACUGGGGAAGUACAAAGGGGGCUCCUGUGCCGUGGUGGGGCCCUCAGACAGCAUCCAUGUCACCACUGAGGCCAAGCGAGUGGUCAGUGAGUUCCAGAAAUUCAUCAGGACAACCCCAUACUCAGUGUACAGCCCUGAGACAUACGAGGGCCACUGGAAGCAGCUAACAGUGCGGACCACAAGAACCAAGCAGGCCAUGGCUAUGGUGUUCUUUAACCCACAGAAACUUGAGGAAAAAGAACUAAAUGUCCUGAAGAGCUCUUUGAAAGAGUAUUUCACAGAGGGUGACGGGAAAGAGAGUGGUGUAACCGCUCUGUACUUUGUGUCAGAGGGACAAAGGCAAUCCCCUAACCCGGAGGACUUGCCGUGUGAGCUGGUAGCUGGAGAGGAGUGUAUUCACGAGGAGCUUCUUGGCCUGAAGUUCAGGAUAUCCCCCCAUUCUUUCUUCCAGGUGAACACAGGGGCAGCAGAGGUGCUGUACUCAGCUGUAGGAGAAUGGGCCCAGCUGGACAAGGACAGCACUGUGCUGGACGUAUGCUGCGGGACAGGAACCAUUGGCAUCUCCCUGGCUAAGAGGGUGAGGAAGGUGAUUGGGAUAGAGAUGUGUCAGGAAGCAGUGAAGGAUGCCAAAGUCAACGCGAAGAUCAAUGGGCUGAGUAAUAUUGAGUUCCACUGCGGAAAGGCUGAAGAUGUGUUCCAGAUGGUGCUCAACGCUGUCGUAUCCCCCAGCAUCACAGCCAUCGUGGACCCACCGAGAGCGGGCUUACAUUCAAAGGUCAUUCUGGCAAUCAGAAGAGCGGAGCAUCUGAAAAGGCUGGUUUAUGUGGCAUGCAAUGCCAAGGCAGCCAUGAACAACUUCAUAGAUCUGUGCAGGGCUCCCUCCAACCGUGUACGUGGAGCUCCGUUCCGUCCGGUGCGGGCAAUGGCUGUGGACCUCUUCCCCCAGACCAUGCACUGUGAGAUGCUGCUGCUCUUUGAGAGGGUGGAUUACAGCUCCAAGAGCAGCAGUGAGAAACCUGAAGAAAUGACCCAGGGCACUAGCGAGAAGCCAGAAGAGACAACCACAACUUAAUAGCACAACCUUUGACCCUUUGCAGUCUCACUAUCUGUUUAUUAAGUUCAAUUGUUUUCUACACGUUAAUAUGUAAUCAACGUUAUAUGGAUUCUGUAGUUCUUAUACUGUACCAUUAGGGGCAGGAUAACACUGCAUUUUUAUUUUUUAUUUUAAAUACUGCCUUGCGGUGUAAUAUUGUUUUACAACUUAAAAAUAAAAAGAUCCCUUGAUGACUAAUACAAGCAGGGGUCAUUUCAAAGCAGGAGCCAGCCAUGACAACUUUAUUUGCAUAAACGAAUUUCACUGAGUCAGCUAUCCCAAGUCGCAGUUACAUACUUCAUUUUCUAGGCAGCAAUAUCUAGCAAAUAACUUCCAAGUGUAAAAAGCAUUUUCACACACACUUGGUAAGACAGAACACACAGGGGGAAGCACAUUGGUAAAGCAAUCUACUCUAACACAGCAGCCUUGUUCCCAUAUACGAUGAAGUGUUAAGGUGCAGUCGACAUUCAGGAAAAGCCACACAAACCAAAUACUUCACACAAUGAAUGCACAGCAAUUUAUAUUUUGUUCUAGCAGGUAUUGCAUCUUUUUUUCCCUUUCAUGUACUAUGUGCAGCAACCUACAGUAUUCUAUAAAAAUGCAUAAGACUAAGCUUUGGUUCACACUGCUCCUUUAGCUAUCAGAUGUAAUAAUGACAUGAUCGUAUUUUGUUAAGAGGUAAAGUGUACCAACUUCAUUUCUGUAGAUUGCCUUUUGAGGAGAGGAUCGCAGUUCCACAUAUCAAUGCUUGAAAAUGUGAUUGAUCGCAAACAAACGUAUUUAAAAUCCAUAUAUACUAAAGGCAAUUCUUUCAAAAUAUGAAUAUUACUGUCUUGUCAUAUUAUUACAAACAAUAAAUGCUGUAUCAAGUAA
Molecule: messenger RNA, 2876 nt
Organism: Salvelinus namaycush (lake trout)
Lineage: Eukaryota; Metazoa; Chordata; Actinopteri; Salmoniformes; Salmonidae
Gene: trmt2a
Product: tRNA methyltransferase 2 homolog A
Exons: 12
Coding region: 108-1982 (624 amino acids)
Biological process (GO): RNA processing
Molecular function (GO): RNA binding; RNA methyltransferase activity
Source: RefSeq, a predicted model, not a curated record